CCUCCCCAAAAGUCUGGGAAUGAUUUAAUUCGCGGGCAUUAACGUGGACAAUUGUCUGUGGGAGAGCUGCGACUUGUGUGCUCCUAUGCAAAUGAGGGGACAAUUAUGCUGAUCAGCGCUAAUUGGGGGAGCCAUAAUGACCCACAGAGUGACUAACCCAGUUCCGUUUUCGUCUUUUUCAUUCGCAGGCUGCCCAGCAGGUUCUCCCUGCCAGCGCUGCAACAAGGCGGGCUGCAUCAAGUGCCCGUACCUGGUGACGGACACGAGGCAGUGCGUCGACACGUGCCCCGCCGGCUACUUGGUUCAGUGGUCCGCCCACACGGAGUUCAUGGGCAAAGUGUGUGUCCCCACCGGCUACUCGGGUCCACUGAUGGCUGCUCUGGCGGGUCUUCUCGGUGGCUUCCUGGUCUGCCUAUCCCUGCUGGCGGUGGCCGUGAUGCUGGUCAAGAGGAAGCGCCGGCGGAAGUCCAUCAAACAGAAGCUCAUCAACGAGAACACCAUGGAUCGGGCGGACUUCAUGAGGCAGCUGAACGAGAUGCGUCCGAAUGCGGAGUACUUCCUGGCCAUGUUGAACGACACGAGGCGGCAGAUCAGGAAGCUCUAUUUGUCGGGUGAGGUGGCGGCCGCCAACUCGUACAGGCCCAUCGUUCGGGAUCUGGCCAAGCUGCUCAUCCUGCUGAACAGGCCCAUCGAGCUGAUUCCCGCCCCGCCUCCGGAUUGGUCCAGGAUGUAUGCCUGGUCGGAGCAGGCCCUGGAGCGCUACAAGCCACAGGUGGGCCAGCUCAUCGACUUCUUCCAGGCCUCGCACGGGCACCAUGCCGGUCACCACGAGGUGCUCUACGCUGCUCCGGCCAAGAAGAAGCAACUGCAGCAGCCCAGCAUCUUCCGGCAACAGGUGACGCCCACGGCGACGCCCCAGGGAGUGGGCGAACUGAUGGCCGGCGAUCGGAAUAGCAGUGCCUCGGCGCAGCAAAAGCUGCAUCUCUUUGGCUCGCUGAUCAGCCUGCACGAGUUCGAGGAGCCACGGGCUUCGGAUCCCUUCGGCAGCAGCUUCAACACUCUGAAGAGCGGCAAUCUCAUCUCUGAUCUCAACGCCAGCUCGCUGUGGCUGGAGGACGAGUUCUACAAGCUGGGCUUUCGACCGCAGGACGAGAUCACCACGGAGCUGUAACGGCAUCACAAAACAAGAAUCAAAACUCAGACUCACAACUUAAUGUAAAAGAAGUAUUAUCCCGGCUGGCGGCGCUAGGCGUUCGAAUUUAGUGCCAGUUCAGCUGGGGGAAAGGAGCAUUUGCGUGCACAUUCCGCCAGGCCAUCAUCAUCAAUAUCAUCGUCUUUAACUCCAUCGACAAGCCAACUGGGAGGCCAUUUAGCCGGAGCCGCUAAAUGCCCACCUUUAUAGCUUAGUUAGAUCUGUUAAGCAA
Molecule: messenger RNA, 1424 nt
Organism: Drosophila suzukii
Lineage: Eukaryota; Metazoa; Arthropoda; Insecta; Diptera; Drosophilidae
Source: RefSeq, a predicted model, not a curated record